UUGUGGUAAAGGGGUGCAAAUUAUCACCCUUUGCUUUUACAGUAAAGGGGCUGAAUUAAAAAACCUUCAUCUUGAUGCCUUUCUAUUAAAAGAAAAGAGGAAAAAAGCAUGACUUGUCCUGUAUCUCUUGUUAAAUCUUUCGUUUUUUGUUUUGUUUUACGUGACCUAUUCUUUUUCAGUCACUGAAUUAUAAUUUGGCCCAUGCGAGGUCUCCACCUCGAUGUAUUUUAGCAGUCUUGGGACAUAAUAUAUUUUUAAUCUGCUCAUUGGAUUAACAUACUAAAAGUCAGACAAAAUGAGAGCUUUGAACAUCAGAAUUUAGGCCAUGAUGUGGUGGGAUUAUUUGAGAGUCUAAAUCCAUAGUAAAUGAAUGACAAAGCUCUUGUACAUACAGUAUCUCUGUCUGUUCACCUGUCUGUCUGUUUUUAAUCCUGUCUUCACUGUCUCGUUCUCUCUCUCCAACGUAUUUUUUCCUCCCCGUCUGUUUUGCCUGUUUUCCCCCAGUAAUCUCCCAUAUUCUUUCUACUGUUCCUUAAACACACAAAUUGUUUGGACAAUCUGGAUGAAAGAAUAUAUAUAUAGAGAGAGAGAGAUCUCAUUCAUUUUCAUUCAUUGAUAACUCCAAGAAACAUAUGCGGCUCCUUCUAAGUAAUAGAUUUAUUUUAGUAUAGGCUUUCAGAUUGAUGGCAGAAGAUAGGAUAUGACUGACAGGUAAAGCAACCAAUCACGUUUAGUUUUGUUCCGCGUCAUGACAUGUCAUAAGACAAGCUUAUUCUUUUAUAUUCUUUCUUUCAUACAAUUUCAUGCUUUCUCUCACUGUAUAUAAUCACUAACGAAACAUCUGCAGCACCUCUCUGAACAUUACUGAUGGAAAGCCUGAAAUAAAUCCAUCAUUAAUCCAACAUUGAGAGCCCCCUUCCCUCCCCCUUCUCCCAAUAACUGCUCUAAUCUCAGAUGGAUGGGGCUUUUAAAAAGUUAUUUAAAGCAUGGCUUUGAUUUUCACUUUGUACUGUCCCAGCUUAUUUUUCACUGGCCAAACCACAAAAAGGAGGCUCAUCACAUCAAUACUGCUAGUUCACAGCCGUUAUCUCUUCUGCCGGAUGUUCCGAUAACACUAAUAUAUUUAAGUGAUUUUCUCUUGUCUUGGAAAUGAGAGUAUGCAAAGAACCAAAGUGGAGUUCAAGUGCGCAAUGUCAAUUAUUCCACCAUAUAAAAUCUUGAAAUAUCUGAAUUAUUCAUUUACAGUGGUUUUAAACAGUAUUGAGCCGGAGAUGUUAGAUUUUCCCAUUAUCUGUAGUCACUUCCCAGCAUCACUGUAAUGAUAGGGGAUGGCUUCACAUUAAGCUUUGUUAUAGAGAUGUAGUGUCAGGUUAAGGACGGUCUGGGGAAAUGGAUAGAGCUUUUACAUAGAGCCGCUGAAUGAAGUCCGUACACGCCAGCCUGGCUAUAUUCCAUCUGAUGGUGAUGCUUCAGUAAUAUAUAAUAUAAUCAAGUGUUACUAGUAGCAUUAAACAUCUUUGACAUGUCAAAGUACAGAAAUGUCUUAUAAAACUAGGUUCUGUCAGUCACAGCAGUGGCUUAUUGGUAGAGAGACUUGUCUUCUGUGUUUGUUAUUAGAAUCUAAUUCAUUAACAUAGCAUUUUGUGAGAUGUCAACUGACAUGGUUUUAUUUAAAUGUAAUUUUCAAAAAGAUAAAUGAUGUAAAGGAGAAAAUUAUUUCAUUUAAGUUAUUUAUUCCAAACACAAAUUUCAUGUUGUUUUUGGAUCUUUCAGCAUAACGUCUGAUGUUCAUUCAUGAUUAUUUUGUGCUAUAACUCUGCUAGUAAAGCAGGAGAGAUAAUCGUUCACUGGCACUCUGCGCUGUCGUUUGAACUAUAGACACAUAGCUGGCCAGCAGACUGAUUUUAGAGGGAACCACUUCUUUAGCUGGUCAGGCUGGGAGACCAGCUAGCCAACCAGUUAAAACCAGCUUAGUCAGUCUGGGAGACCAGCUUGACCAUUUUAGCCAGACUGGGAGACCAGCUAAUACCAGCCAACCAGCUUAUGUUCACCCACUUAAUCAUGAGUUAAUGUCAUUACUGUUAGUUACUACAGCCUACAGUUUGCUAGCUAGCUAUGCCUUCAUCAUGUAAAUGCAUAUUACCUGUUAUAUGGCUGUGUAAAUUCAAGCUGCUAGAGGGAGCAUCCAUUCAGGUUGAGGUGGCAGCUUUCCCGUGAGUGGGCAUGAAUUAAAUGCCCCUAAUAUUUGAGAGCAGAGAAUACUGCUUAUUUUUUUAACAUUUUAAUAACUUUAUUUACUUGGCGUUUUUUUAAAUCAUUUAAAUUACUCACACAUUUUCUGUAGUUUGACAAACUCAGAACCCAUAUUUAUUAUUGCUUUACACAAACUUUAAUCAAGCUUUGUUAAGCCUCGUGUCUCACCCAUAUUUUCACUGCAGCAUGUGUAUCACACACAGCACGCUCACACACACUGCCUGUGUGUGUGUGUGUGUGUGUGUGUGUUUUGAGUGUGUGUUUUAGUUAAACAGGAAAAAUAUGAGCAUGUAGAGGUGAGACAUUAAGAUUUGUUUUUCCCUAAUGCCAAAUAGCGCACUUGCACUAAUUUUCCCUGUUUAGUAAAACUGGCCCUAAAUAUAUUACAGUUUGAUGGUACACUGUAUUACAUAAUUUAAUGCCUGUUUCCUUCUUUUAAAUCAAUCAGUCAAUCAAUCUCCAUGUGUAAAUCUUAAACUAUUUGGUGCCUACUAAACAACUUGAUCAUGCAUAUUUGAAUUUUUUAACCCCUUUUCACUAGCAUUUAUUUUACAUAACAUUGCAUAGCAUUUAUUACAUUCCACCUGUCACUUGUUUGUAAAUAUAGAAAUUAAUAACUGGUCUAAGAUCAGAGGGUGGAAUUUGACAGUAGAAAACAUCACAGUUUGCUGGUAUACUGGUAUAUAUUACAUAAUUUUGAUUCCAUAUUGCUUCAUUUAAAAUAUUUCAGCUACAUGCCAGUGUUUUGCAGGUGUUUCAGCUUUAGCUUGAACAUGAAUUAUUUCCCUAACAAAUGACACAUUUAUUAUGUAUUAUUUGAAAUACAGAAUAUACAUAAAACUCAUGUUUUACGAGUGCCAAGAUCUGUUGCUUGGCAACAGCAGAUUGUGGAAUGUAGUAUUUGCGAAUGAUCUUACAUCUCUGGCUAUUUCUGACCUCAGCGGGGGAGGACAAGAGUGAGAGGGAUGCAGAAAGAUAGAAUAACUUCAAAGAGAACAAGAGAGGGAUAUGUGUAUGAGUGUGUGUGGGGGGCCGGCAGUCAGUUCUGCCUUCCUACAACCCAUCUGAUAUAAGACUGUGUUGCUACGGGCAACACAGAGGGAGGGGACAGGGUAUGAUUAAGCAGAGAUGGUGAAAAAUAACCACUUUUUGGCCUGUUUUUUUCAUUGUGUGAGCUGACGUAGACAUCAGUGAGGACAGCAGAGAGUGAAAAAGAGAGAAAGAGAGGGGAUGCUGAGUGGGCAGGAAAACAGACAGCGGGCAUCCAAUCAGCUGCAGCAAAGUCAGCGUCCUUUUGUCCAAUAGAGUGUGACGAGUCUCCUCCAGUGUGAGCUAACAGCGCUGGUGGUUGGUGUCUUAUUAAUGAAUGGAGCGUCUCACAGGCAGCAAAACGGUGCUUGAGCUCUCUCUCCCUCGACGGAAAAGGCAGCACAAACAAAAUAGUACUAGCACGUCGCACCUCGACAGAAAACAACUGCAGCAGCCGUGCACAAACAUGAAGAAGCACCAACACGAGGAUGACAACUCCGACAGCGAUGCAGAGCAGGAAUCUUCUGUUCGAUCUACUAUGAAUGUCCAUCCUUCCUCUUCUUCUUCCAACAUCCUUCUUCCCCCGUCUUCUCAGCGGAGGUCUAUCUCCAUGGGAGACUUUCGGAGGGUCCCUGCUGGACAGGCGGGCUCCGAGCCGUCCUCUGCAGCUGCAACGGCACCCUCGUCCAAACUGGUCACCCCCAGCUCGAGUAUGGAGUUCGAAGCAGCUCGUCGACGCCUCCUGGAGGUGGAGGAGCGCCAGCGUGUCAUCAGGGAAAUGGAGAGACGACUGGAGGAGCUAAGGGAGGUGUUUGUGCGCUCUGAACAGGAGGCAGUGGAACACGGGGAGCUGGUUGCCCGCAUCACCGCUGCCGCUCAGCAGGGAGAACUAUAUGUGGCGGAGAACGGACAGCGGCUGAAAAAGGGAUUGCGGUUCAAACGGCACAGGCCCACCAUUGUCUUCUCCUCCAUGCUGGGGCUGAGAACGUGCCUCCCUUGGCCUGUCAAACUCAAAUAGCAAAACAAGACGGUUCAUCACCGCUGUCACACGUCACAACAGCAUCGUCCUAUUCACAUCCAAGGAUGUCUCAUUUUCUACUCGCUAUUAGUCAGGAAAUGCUGAAACCUUUGCUUUGUUUGUAUAUAUUGUUAACUGAGAUCUUAGAUGGUGCUUCAUUUGAGCCCACUGAAAUGGCGCAGGCCUCAUAUUUGCUGCUUGAACAACCCAAGACACUGAACUUUGCUGAUGUUUAGAGCUCUGUGCAUGUGUUACACGUCAUGUACCUGGGGUCGCUUAGUGUGAAUGUCAGGAGACAGAAGGGCGCUGUUCUUCCAGAAGUCGUCACUCAGGUUUCCUGGUUCAAAAUGAAAAGCAUUCUUCUUGCUGCAGAAACAGAGCAUUCAGGCCUUUCACACCAAGUAUGCUUACAAUAACUAUAAGUAUAUUGGCGUUCAUACCAACGUCGAUAACGUUCUGGUUGCUGCUGUUAUGUAGUCUGCCACUGUGAAUGCUAAAGCUCUUUAAUGUCAGGUGAAUUCUGAUUGGCUGGUUUUGAAAGUGAUUCCAACAAUAUUAUUCCAGUUUCACUGUGGACGUCACUGUUCUCAUUGUAUUAGAACUUUAUCGUUAUCGUUCCCGCUAUACACUCAAAAAUAAAGGUUCCAAAAGGGUGUUUUUGCAGUGAUGCCAUAGAAGAACCAUUUUUGGUUCCCCAAAGAACCUUUCAGUAAACAGUUCCUAAAAUAAUCAUUUUGAGGAACAUUUUAAAAAUCUAAAAAACCUUUGACUAUAAAGAACUUCUUCUGCAUUUCUGCUUUUGAAAGGUUCCAUGUAUGUUCAAGGUUCUUUAUAGAACCAUUGAUGCCAAUAAAGAACCUUUAUUUUUAAGUGUAUAGUUAACAUCCUCGGUGUGAAUGACAGAUGAAUUGUACGCAUUUGUGAUUGUACGAUUUGCUGGGGAUGGAGGCUUGUGAGAAUUUGCGCACAUGCGCUCUGGUUCUCUUGAGUUCUCUAGCUUACAUCUGGGGCACCCACUUAGCAUGUGUGGAUGGAGAAGAGAAGUGGCGAUUUAUCUCUCUCUCUGUCAACAUUCCAUCUGGGGCCUCUCUCGUCCCCCUGUCGCUUAGCAACCUGGACCUGACUUUCCUUCAGAAUGUGUUUGACAUCAACAGAUCCAAAAUUAUAGCUCAUGAAUGACAGGCAGAGGGCAUUUUGAGAUUCUUGCUUUCAUUGGAGACCACUAGUUUGAGGGUACACUACUAAAAUUGCCUUCAUAUAUGUAGUUGAAAUAUGUAAGUAUAUGGCUGUGUCCGAAACGUCAGUCCCUUGAAGGUCCUGAAGGCUUUCAGACUGGCUUCUAAAGCAUCAUACUGUAAUAUGUAAUGAUCCAGAACUAAUUUUUGUGAGAGAUCACCAAACAAAUAUUUAAUGAGUACAAAUUUUUAAUUCCUGACAGAAAUUCGUAAAUUAUUAACCACUCUAUCAGAUACUAUUCUCAGGCUUUCCAGCAGUGCUAAACCCCACGUAUAGAAUUAUGGAACAUUACUGGUUAAACAGGAUCAAAAGCCUUUAAAAUGAACCUGAUGAAGGCAUGUUAAACAGACGGGAUGUUAUGCUAACAUCUGAUGCCUUCCUACCUCCGUAUGCUACCUGCAAACGCUGCUUUUUUCAGGUUCCAGACACAGCCAAUAUUACUCAUUUGAUACUGAAUAGAAACAGACUAUUAAGUGUACCACAUAGAUCUUUUAGGUUGGUUAUUUGGUGCAACUGCUCUUAUGAAAACUUACUGUCUCUGCUGCGUUUUCCUCUCUCUCUCUUUGAGCAAAUGGCUCUGGCUCAGCCUUGUUUGAGAGGAGUGCGCUUGGGGACUUCAGCAAAACACAGGAGACUGCUAUUCUUGGCUUGAACCAGUUAAGUCUGGAAGAUUCUGGCCUAGGUAGAGAGAGAAAGAUGAUUUGAUGCUGGCUAUCCUUGUAUGUCUUUAGUGAGCAGAAUAACCUUUCCUUCGGCAGAUAAAUUUAUGCUGUACUGCGGGGUAAGCCAGCAGGACCGUACAUCACCACUGAGAAUGUAGCCUGCACCUGGCAUCUUGCCUCAUUGUGUAAGCAGACAGUCGCUCUACUCGCUGCAUCGUGUUGGGAAAUUACUGCAUUAUCUUUAUCUAAUAUAUCUUUAUAUAAUGUAUACUUUUAUAAUACAUUUAAUGAGCACAAGUUAUUAUAGCAGUAGUCCAGAUAUUUUGGAUUCAUUUUGCUCUGUAUUAUCGGUUUCUGUUCUAGCAAAAUUUAAAAGUCUUUAACAAGAUUUUAAAGGAAUACCAAAAAUGAAAAUUCCAUCAAUUACUCAACCUCAUGUCGUUUUAACCCUGUAAGACCUUCGGAACACUUAUUAAGAUAUUUUUAAUGAAAUCCGAACUACCAUGUUCAAGGCUCAGAAUGGUAGUAAGGACAUUGAUAAAAUAGUACAUGUGACAUCACUGAUUCAACCUUAAUUUCAUGAAACUACGUUCUACAUCGGGGUUCUACAUCAGAAUGCCGACUCCUGCGUCAGCAGCACCACAUGCAAAAAGCUCUCGGAUUUCACCAAAAGUAUCUUAAUUUGUGUUCCGAAGAUGAACGAAGGUUUUACGGGUUUGGAAAGACAUGAGGGUGAGUAAUUAAUACAGAAUUUUAAUUUUUGGGUGAACUAUACGUUGCAUCUACUUACUCUUAUGUAACAUUAAUUAUUCAAUUGAAACGCUGUGAUUACAAUCAUUGUAUACAUAUAGAAUGUCUUUUAACAGGGUCACUUUGCAAUCCACUCUAUAUAUUCUACUGCACGCUGGUGCUUUUUGUCUCUGCAGCUCUGCGUGACACCCACGCAUCUGCGUGUGACGCUGUUAGAUUUACGUCAUUUGACGGGGCAGGAUGCCUGCAGACCACAGUCUUUAUUCAUUUUUAUCGAUCAGGCAUAAAGCAAACAAUAGAGGUGACUGAAUCUCAGUUUAAGGGCUACUUACACAGAAUAUCUCUGUGUCCUUGGUUUGCCGAUCUCCCUUAUUUUGGGAGGGAUUUGAUUUAGGCAGCUGUAGAUUAUGCUAGAUUUAGAACACACGAUUGAUCGGCUGCUGUAAAGUGUGUGAAAGAUGAUGAAUACGCCUGCAGAGUUCUUGAGCGACAUAUCAACUGCAAACCAAACUAUGUUGCUGUGAUGAAAGCCUUGUGUGAGGACAUGUUUUCAGCGAUUACUGUUGGAAUGAAAUGGAAAUGAUGAAUCCAUCUAAUGGGAUUCCCUACAAAAAUUUACCAUGGUAACCAGAGUUUCUGCUCAAAUAUCUUGAUUUGAAGAAUUAAUGUUGCUACUGUAAAACCACAACAAAGUAUUAUGGGAUCUGUUUUGAACAGUGUAGGAAGGUUUCAAAAGAUGAUAUUUAUUAAGCAGAUCUUUGAAGUGCUUGAUUCUGAUUGGUCAUUUGUAGUCAGGGUUGUCAGGUUUUCACAACAAAACUUGCCCAAUUGGUACGCAAAACUAGCCUAAACUAGUGCAAUUGCAUUCCACAGUGUAAAAUACACAUUUUUUGACUGGGUUCCCCUGGUAAAAUUCACAUUCCAGGGGAUAAAUAUCACGUCACUGGGGUCGCUUCAACCCGCGGAUAUGAAAAACAACUUGCGGCAACAAUGUUAGAGUAGCCCAAUUCCACAGAAAACCGCAGAUUUGGCAACACUGGUUGUGGCGUUGUUUUUUUUUGUUUGUUUGUUUGUUUUUUUUGUUUUUUUCAUUUGUGUUCAUUCAAGUUAUUAGCCAUGAACCAAACCAAUCAGCUAAAAGGUGAAUCACAACAUUACAAACAUUACAAAAAUUAUGUUUUUACAUUACAAUCAAACAAAAAAAAGAUGCAAAAGAAUAUUUGAAAUCUGAACAAAGAGAAAAAGGUAAUUUGUGUGCUUAAUGGGUAUGAGCAGGUGUAGUUUUGGUGUGAUUUACUUACAGCAAUUCUGUGAUUAGUUAAGAUUUUUUCGCAGAAUGUAGUUUUUGGGUAACGUAGUUUUUCACUAUUUGCCUGUCCUCACCAGGCGCAACACGGUUAGGCUAUAGCACGCCACAAAAUCUAUCAAAUUUCACAGCCAAUCAGACACGUAUGCUAGUAAAUUAAUAUUCUAAUUCAUAAAUGUUAAACGUUUUUAACUUUAUUAAAAGUACAUACUGAGUGACCGAUACAAUCUUUGUUAUGGGAUUUACUUGUUGGUUCACACUGAGUUAACAGUUUUAACUUACAAGUUUGCUUUAGUUUAUUUCCACGAUCUGAGGUAAACUAUGGUUGCUUUCAGUAUGGCUAUAAACUCACAUUAGACACUUUUAACACUGAAUAAAGCACAAAUCAGUACCUGAGAUUAUCAUUGUCAUAGUUUGUAUGUUGUUGUUCCAGCUGUGACGUUGUAGAAUAACCGUUACUAAAUAUGUGACCCUGGACCACAAAACUUCUUCAAUUUUUCGAAAUUGAGCUUUAUACAUAAUCUGGAAGCUGAAUAAACAAGCUUUCAAGCAUUUUUCAAGCAUUGAUGUAUGGUUUGUUAUGAUAGGACAAUAUUGGGCUGAGAUACAACUAUUUGAAUAUCUGGAAUAUGAGGGUGCAAAAAAAUCUAAAUAUUGGGAAAAUCACCUUUAAAGUUUCCAAAUGAAGCUCUUACUAAUGCAUAUUACUAAUCAAAAAUCAAGUUUUGAUAUAUUUACAGUAAGAAUUUUACUAAAUAUCUUCAUGAAACUUGAUCUUUACUUAAUUUCCUAAUGAUUUUUGGCAUAAAAGAAAAAUCAAUAAUUUUGACCCAUACAGUGUAUUUUUGGCUAUUGCUACAAAUAUACCCCAGCGACUUAAGACUGGUUUUGUGGUCCAGGGUCACAUAUAAUCCCCUGUCGCUUGUCGCUUUUGCCGCUGGUUAGGACAAAAACCGGGAAAACGGAAAAGAUACUUUUUUUGUCACGUGUCGCGGCGUCGCGUCUGGUUAGGACAGGGUGUCACAGUUAAAAGACAGUAUAUCUGGUUUUAAAGAUUUCUAAUGUAUCAUUGAAAAUCAAUACCCUACUGACAAAAUGAAUGGGAUUUUUACUUCUGGAACUCUGGAUCAUUUCCAUGGUUUUAUUGUAGUAAUAGCCUUACCACUGUCAGGUACCAUGGUACAUUUUUUUAAGGGAUUCUAGUUUGUAGAAAUCCAGCAAUGCUACCAGAUGCCUGCUGAAUGGUUUCCCGUUAGCAUUUGUGAUUUAUAGGCUACAUUUACUCAAAAGCUAAAACAUUCAUCAAAUGCCUUAUCUUGUUUACUGUACAUAUGUAAUUCAUUUAAGCUGUGUGGUUAAAAGACACCUCAACUGGAGUCUCUCUCACGCACCGAUUUUUGCACUGCACCUUUUAUGAGUUUUGCUAUGACAGAUAUUAAAAGAAAAGCUUUCCCAAAGAUCUCUCUGGGCCCACUUGCAGGAUGAAUGUAAAGUCUGUCCUUGUGUUCAUGUAUACAGUUAUGAUGCCAUAUCCUAUAGGUUUCAUCAAGUAACAGUAAUCUUUGUAAACACUUUCGUUGGUUUUGUUGUCACAUCUACUUUUUUAGAUCAGCUUAUUCAUUAUUUCUGUUCUCAACUGUAAAAUAACUUUCUCCAAGCUAGUGUGAUCUUAAUGCUCAACAACUAUUUACAACAGCUUUUAUUUUUAGUGACAUUAUAAGAGAAGCUUUUCUGGUAAAAGACAUUUAAAGAGGUUCACAAACUCUUUAACUUUUGCCUUUGACUGUAUUCUUUUAAACACUGUUGAAAUUCUAAGAAUGUAUCAUGCUUUAAAUUUAUGUAUUUAAUGUGCUUUUCAAAGUUUUAUUCACAGUCUUUAAAAAUGGCCUAUUCUGUAUUUACUGUUAUUUAAACGUGUUUCACACAAGAUUUAACUUUCAAAAACCUGUCUCUUGUCUAAAACUACAAUGAUGUAUUUAUAUUUUCUCUUUUUGCUCUCACUUGCAAGUUUUACUGAAAAAAACAGCUGGAAAUUAAAUCAAUUGCUUCUGUACAUUUA
This is a messenger RNA of Labeo rohita (rohu), 10313 nucleotides long. RefSeq lists its product as uncharacterized. The record is from RefSeq and is a predicted model, not a curated record. The coding region runs from base 3620 to 4300 and encodes 226 amino acids. Gene Ontology annotation, cellular component: nucleus. Gene Ontology annotation, molecular function: DNA binding. Gene Ontology annotation, biological process: regulation of cell population proliferation. The transcript has a single exon. Lineage: Eukaryota; Metazoa; Chordata; Actinopteri; Cypriniformes; Cyprinidae.